Molecule: messenger RNA, 1590 nt
Organism: Alternaria incomplexa
Lineage: Eukaryota; Fungi; Ascomycota; Dothideomycetes; Pleosporales; Pleosporaceae
Exons: 3
Coding region: 1-1590 (529 amino acids)
Biological process (GO): base-excision repair, AP site formation
Molecular function (GO): acyltransferase activity; mismatch base pair DNA N-glycosylase activity
Source: RefSeq, a predicted model, not a curated record
AUGAGUACCCGCCCCAUUCGGAACUAUUCGUCUAAUGCUAAUGGCCUCGCCAGUAUCCAGAAGCUCAUCCAGUUCAACAAGAAAACCAAGAUCGUCUCCCGCCCAACUAUCCUCGACUACACAGGAUGGACCAAAGAGAACACUGCACCGCCGGAUGCCGACUCCAUCUCCCGAAUGUUCCGGACAGAAGGUGUGCAGCUCACCACCUUGGCCUGCAAAGAGGCUAUGCGAGAAGCUUGCCUUGAGCCCAGCGACAUUACGCACACGGUAGCAGUGACUUGCACUGAUCAGAGCAACCCCGGCUAUGAUCUCUUUGUAUGCCAGGAGCUUGGGCUUGGUCCAAACGUGCAACGAGUGCUACUUCAUGGCGUGGGAUGCGCAGGCGGUCUAUCAGCGCUUCGUGCAGCUGCUAGCAUCGCCGCUGCCGCAUCACAAAGAGGACGGCGCGCCCGCGUCCUGGUGAUGGCGUGUGAGAUAUGCAGUCUCUCUAUUCAGGCAGAGGUCCAAGCGGCCUGUGAAGACGACAAGCUACACGUAGCCCCAGCGCUAUUCUCCGAUGGCGCAGCGGCGCUAGCAGUAUGCAACGGUCUUGCGCUGGCAGACAAGCAAAAGCCAGUGUUCGAGCUGAAAGAUUGGGACAGUGUAGUUGUGCCGGGUACUUCGAGCUACAUCUCGUACGAUAUCGAGAAGCAUGUUCUGAGUGAUGACGAUGUCAGAGAACCCGAUGAUCAGCUGGCGACACCAUCUGCAUCCUUCCAAGACCGACUGAAGAAGUUCCAAUACACCGAAACGCGGACGAAGCAACCCACCGGGUCACCAUCCGGAUCGCCGAUAGAACCUAGAAAGCGCAGUAGGACUACUGUGACGGCGGUCGCAAAGAUCGCACCAGAACCUUCCCCACGACCGAAGAAGAAGAGGAAACCCAGCAAAUAUGCUGACCCAUCCAAAUACGCGCAUCUAUCGCCGCUGGUCGACAUACUAGAGCCUAAUCUGAUCUGUGUCUUCGUUGGCACGAAUCCAGGUGUUCAGACGGCCGCUGCAGGGCAUGCUUAUGCCCAUCCCUCGAAUCUAUUCUGGAAGCUGCUCCACUCCUCAGGACUUACCGACCGUCGACUGAAACCUGAGGAAGAUCGGAGUCUCCCUGCUCUUUAUUGCAUGGGUAAUACCAACAUUGUCGAGAGACCCUCCAAAGAUGCUGCCGAGCUCUCGAAAGAGGAGACUGCGGCCGGUACGGCACAACUGGAUGCCAAGUUCCUCAAAUACAAGCCAGAGGCUGUGUGCAUAGUAGGCAAGGGUAUCUGGGAAGCCAUCUGGCGGUAUCGCUAUGGCAAGAACAUGGGCAAGAAAGAUUUCAAGUAUGGGUGGCAGGAUGAGGAACACAACAUGGGCAAAAGCGAGGAUGGCCAGGAAGAGCAGGAUACCGAUGGCAAUAUAUGGAAUGGGUCCAGGGUCUUUGUUACUACGAGUACGAGCGGUCUGGCGGCAAGUCUGAAGCCGGCCGAGAAAGAGGCCAUCUGGAAACCCUUCGGUGAGUGGGUGCAGAAGCGAAGAGCCGAACGGGGCUUUGUGCCUCGGCCAGCGGACGCAUAG